AUCCGUUCCAUCUUCUUUUGUAUCUCAACGUCUCUUACGCCUUUCCAAUCAAAACCUCCCGUGUUCUACCCAACCACAUUCAUCAUGAUGUUCACGUCUGUUAUCGCCACCCUCGUCGCAUUUGCCAUCCCCGCACUUGCUCAGACCACAGUCAGCGUCUCGUACGACACUUCCUACGACAAUGGUGCUGCAUCUCUCAGCACUGUAGCAUGCUCUGACGGUGUCUACGGCCUCGAAACCGAAGGCUACACCACCUUCUCAUCGCUCCCUGACUUCCCCUACAUUGGUGGUGCACCUGCUAUCACAGGCUGGGACUCCCCGUCUUGUGGUACUUGCUGGGAGUUAAACUACUCGGCUGGCAGCAUCAAUGAGACUAUCUACGUGACUGCAAUGGACGUCGGACAGGAUGGGUUCAAUCUUUCUUUGGAGGCGAUGAACGCUUUGACCAACAAUCUCGCGCAACAAUUGGGUAGAAUCAGUGCUACCGCAACUCUAGUCUCCAACUCCAGCUGUGGCUUCUAAUCGGAGAUGUGAAAUAACGCGAUCCAUGAGCUUUCAUGGUAAUGAGAUUGCAAAAAAUGAUGGACGUUUUAUUCAUGGACACUCUACGCAUUGAUGGACUAUUUUGCAACGCAAUGAUUUCUUUUUGUUGGUUCUUGGACUCUUCUUUUGUGGUGACAUGUUUUCUGUACAGUACCGUAAUUUCAUUCAUGGGACGCUCGUAGUUGAUUUUAGUGCACGCUUCUUUUUGGUAUCGGUCGUAGAACUAUGAUUUGUUCGCAAUACACGAUGGCUCAUGAU
Molecule: messenger RNA, 801 nt
Organism: Serpula lacrymans var. lacrymans S7.9
Lineage: Eukaryota; Fungi; Basidiomycota; Agaricomycetes; Boletales; Serpulaceae
Exons: 2
Coding region: 85-522 (145 amino acids)
Source: RefSeq, a predicted model, not a curated record